AUGCCUUCUGCACUGUUAUUAGUAAAUCUUCUUUCAGCUUUAUUCAUCCCUUUUGUGUAUGGAGAAACUGAAAUAAGGUUUGCCGGACAAACAAAAUUUGUAGUUAACGAAACAAGUACAACAGUUGUUCGUCUUGUCAUCGAAAGAAUAGGAAAGCCAGCAAAUGUCACUGCAGUUGUGUCGCUGUAUGGAGAGGACACAGGUGACUUUUUUGACACGUAUGCUGCAGCUUUUAUACCUGUUGGAGAAACAAAUAGGACAGUGUACAUAGCAGUAUGUGAUGAUGAUUUACCGGAGCCUGAUGAAACUUUCGUUUUUCACCUAACAUUACAGAAACCUUCAGCAAAUGUGAAACUUGGAUGGCCAAGGACUGUUACUGUGACAAUAUUAUCAAAUGACAAUGCAUUUGGAAUUAUUUCAUUUAAUAUGCCUUUCUCAAUCAUGGUGAGUGAGCCCAGAGGCAGAAAUGAAUCUGUGCCUCUUACUCUCAUCAGAGAAAAAGGAACCUUUGGAAUGGUCAUUGUGUCUUUUGAGGUGGAGGGUGGCCCAAAUCCACCUGAAGAAGAUUUGAGUCCAGUUAAAGGAAAUAUCACCUUUCCCCCUGGUGGAGCAACAGUAGUUUAUAACCUGACAGUACUUGAUGAUGAGGUACCAGAAAAUGAUGAAAUAUUUUUUAUUCAACUGAGAAGUGUAGAAGGAGGAGCAGAGAUCAACAUCUCUAGGGGCUCAGUUGAGAUCAUCAUUAAGAAAAAUGACAGUCCGGUGAGAUUCAUUCAGACUGUUUAUUUGGUCCCUGAGGAAGACCACAUACUCAUCAUUCCAGUGGUUCGUGGAAAAGAUGAUAAUGGAAACUUAAUUGGCUCUGAUGAAUAUGAAGUUUCGAUCAGUUAUGUUGUGAUAACUGGGAACUUAACAGCACAUGCCCAGCAACAUGUAGACUUCAUUGAUCUCCAGCCAAACACAACUAUUAUUUUUGCACCUUUUGCUCAUGAAUCACACCUGAAAUUUCAAAUAGUUGAUGAUGACAUACCAGAGAUUGCUGAAUCGUUUCAUAUUGUGUUACUAAAAGAUACCUUACAAGGAGAUGCUGUACUGUUGGGUCCUUCUGUUGUUCAAGUCACCAUUAAGCCAAAUGACAAACCUUACGGAGUUCUCUCAUUCAACACUAUCUUGUUUGAAAGGACAGUUGUAAUUGAUGAAGAUACAACAUCCAGAUAUGAAGAAAUUACAGUGGUUAGAAAUGGUGGCACCCAUGGGAAUAUUUCUGUGAACUGGGUUUUGACACGGAAUAGCAGUGAUCCCUCACCGGUAACAGCAGAUAUCAGCCCAAGUUCUGGAGUUCUCAACUUUGCACAGGGGCAGAUGUUGGCAUCAAUUCCUCUUACUCUUGUUAAUGAUGAUCUUCCAGAAGAGGCAGAAGCUUACCUACUUCAGAUUCUGCCUCAUACAAUACGAGGAGGUGCAGAAGUGAGCGAACCAGCCCAGCUUUUGUUCUACAUUCAGGAUAGUGAUGAUGUUUAUGGCCUAAUCACAUUUUUUCCUAUGGAAAACCAGAAGAUUGAAAGCAGUCCAGGUGAAAGAUGUUUAUCCUUGAGUUUCACAAGACUAGGAGGAACUGAAGGAGAUGUGGAGAUGUUUUAUUCUGCGCUUCAUGUUCCUGCUGGACCUGUGGACCCUUUGCGAGCAAAAGAUGGCAUCUUAAAUGUGUCCAGGAGAAACAGCCUCAUUUUUCCAGAGCAAAAAACCCAAGUCACUGUAAAAUUACCAAUAAGAAAUGAUGCAUUCCUUCAAAAUGGGGCCCACUUCCUAGUACAGUUGGAAACUGUGGAGUUGGUGAACAUAAUUCCCCCAAUCCCACCUAUAAGUCCUAGAUUUGGAAAAAUUCGAAAUAUUUCUUUACUGAUUACUCCAGACAUUGCAAAUGGAGAAAUUGGCUUUAUCAGCAGUCUUCCAAUCAUUUUGCAUGAACCAGAAGAUUCUGCUGCUGAAGUGGUAUACAUUUCCUUACAUCGGGAUGGGACUGAUGGUCAGGCUACCGUCUUUUGGAGUUUGAAGCCCUCUGGCUUUAAUUCAAAAGCAGUGACUCUGGAAGAUAUAGGUCCCUUCAAUGGCUCUGUUGUGUUUUUAUCUGGGCAAAGUGACACCACAAUCAACAUCACUGUUCAAGCUGAUGACAUACCGGAAAUGAAUGAGACAGUAACACUUUCUCUAGACAGGGUCACUUUGGAAAAUCAAAUACUGAAAUCUGGGUAUACUAGCCGUGACCUGAUUAUUUUGGAAAAUGAUGAUCCUGGGGGAAUUUUUGAAUUUUCUCCUGCUUCCAGAGGACCCUAUGUUAUUAAAGAAGGAGACUCUGUAGAGCUCCAUAUCAUCCGAUCCAGGGGAGCUCUGGUUAAGCAGUUUCUACACUACCGAGUAGAGCCAAGAGAAAGCAAUGAAUUCUAUGGAAACACAGGGGUAUUAGAAUUUAAACCUGGGGAAAGGGAGAUUGUAAUCACCCUGCUGACAAGAUUGGAUGGGAUACCAGAGUUGGAUGAACAUUACUGGGUGGUCCUCAGCAGCCAUGGUGAACGGGAAAGCAAGUUGGGACAUGCUGUUGUCGUCAACAUAACGAUUUUAAAAAAUGAUGAUCCUCAUGGGAUUAUAGAAUUUGUUUCUGAUUAUCUAAUUGUAAUGAUAAACGAAAGUAAAGGAGAUGAUACCUACAGUGCUGUUUAUGGUGUAAUAAGAAAUCGAGGCAACUUUGGUGAUGUUAGUGUACUGUGGGUGGUUCGUCCGGACUUUACACAAGAUGUAUUUCCUAUCCAAGGGACUAUUUUCUUUGGAGAUCAGGAAUUUUCAAAAAAUAUCACCAUUUACUCCCUUCCAGAUGAGAUUCCAGAGGAAAUGGAGGAAUUUACCAUUACCCUACUUAAUGCCACUGGAGGAGCUAAAAUGGGAAAUAAAACUACAGCAACUCUGUGGAUUCUAAGAAAUGAUGACCCCAUUUAUUUUGCAGAACCUCGUGUAGUGAGGGUUCAGGAAGGAGACACUGCUGGCUUUACUGUUCUCAGAAACGGAUCUGUUGAUGUUGCCUGCGCUGUCCAAUAUGCUACCCAGGACGGGGAGGCUACUGCAAGAGAGGGAGACUUUGUUUCCAUUGAAAAAGGAGAAACGCUUGUUUUUGUGGUCGGAAGUAGAGAGCAGAGCAUAUCUGUACUUGUUAAUGAAGAUGAUAUCCCAGAAACAGUUGAGCGCUUUUAUGUACUCCUCUCCAAUUCAACAGGUGAUACAGUAGUAUAUCAAUAUCCACUAGCUACAGUGAUAAUUGAAGCUAAUGAUGACCCAAAUGGUAUUUUUUCCUUGGAGGCUUUAGACAAAGCAGUAGAAGAAGGAAAGACCAAUGCAUUUUGGAUUUUGAGGCACCGAGGACACUUCGGCAGUGUUUCUGUGGCUUGGCAGCUAUUUCAGAAUGAUUCUGCUUUGCAAACUGGACAAGAGUUCUACGAAACUUCAGGAACUGUUAAUUUUAUGGAGGGAGAAGGAGCCAAGCCAAUAAUUCUCCAUGCUUUUCCAGAUAAAAUUCCUGAAUUCAAUGAAUUUUAUGUUUUAAAGCUUGUAAACAUUUCAGGUGGGUCCCCAGGUCUUGGAGGCCAACUAGCAGGAACCAACCUCCAGGUGACAGUAAUGAUUCCAUUCAAUGAUGAUCCCUUUGGAGUUUUCAUCCUGGAUCCAGAGUGCCUGGAGAGAGAAGUGGCAGAAGAUGUCCUCUCAGAAGAUGAUAUGUCUUAUAUUACCAAUUUUACCAUUUUGAGGCAGCAGGGUACCUUUGGUGAUGUACGAGUAGGCUGGGAAAUACUGUCCAGUGAGUUUACUGCUGGUUUGCCUCCGAUGAUAGACUUUUUGCUGGUUGGAAUCUUCCCCAGCACUGUGCAUUUACAGCCGCGCUUGCGGCGUCACCAUAGUGGAACAGACGCUUUGUACUUCAGUGGGCUAGAGGGGGCAUUUGGAACUGUGAAUCCCAAAUACCGUCCCUCCCGUAACAACUCAAUCGCCAACUUUACAUUUUCAGCUUGGGUGAUGCCCAGUGCCAAUACAAAUGGAUUUGUUAUAGCGAAGGAUGAUGGUAAUGGAAGCAUCUACUAUGGGGUAAAAAUUCAAACCAAUGAAUCCCAUGUGACACUUUCCCUUCAUUACCAAACUGUGGGUUCCAAUGCUACAUAUAUUGCCAAGACAACAGUUAUGAAAUACUUAGAAGAAAAUGUUUGGCUUCAUCUUCUAAUUACCCUGGACGAUGGUAUAAUUGAAUUCUACCUUGAUGGAAAUGCAUUGCCCAGAGGAAUCAAGAGUCUGAAAGGAGAAGCCAUUACUGAUGGUCCUGGAAUACUGAGAAUUGGGGCAGGAAUGAAUGGCAGGGACCGAUUUACAGGUUUGAUGCAGGAUGUGAGGUCCUAUGAGCGAAAACUGACCCUUGAAGAAAUUUUUGAACUUCAUGCCAUGCCAGCAAAGAGUGAUUUGCACCCUGUUUCUGGAUAUUUGGAAUUCAGACAGGGAGAAACUAACAAAUCAUUCAUUAUUUCUGCAAGAGAUGACAAUGAAGAGGAAGGAGAAGAAUUAUUCAUUCUUAAACUAGUCUCUGUAUAUGGAGGAGCUCGAAUUUCUGAAGAGAAAAGCACAGCAAGAUUAAUAAUACAAAAAAGUGACAAUGCCAAUGGCUUGUUUGGUUUCACAGGAACUUGUAUUCCAGAGAUUGCAGAGGAGGGAUCCACCAUUUCAUGUGUGGUGGAGCGAACCAGAGGAGCUCUGGACUAUGUGCAUGUUUUUUACACCAUCUCGCAGAUCGAAUCUGAUGGCAUGAAUUACCUUGUCGAUGAUUUUGCUAAUGCCAGUGGAGCUAUCACAUUCCUUCCUUGGCAGAGAUCAGAGGUCCUGAAUAUAUAUGUUCUUGAUGAUGAUAUUCCUGAACUUAGUGAAUAUUUCCGUGUGACAUUGGUUUCUGCAAUUCCUGGAGAUGGGAAGCUAGGUUCAACUCCCACCAGUGGUGCAAGCAUAGAUCCUGAAAAGGAAGUGACAGAUAUCACCGUCAAAGCUAGUGAUCAUCCAUACGGCUUGCUGCAGUUCUCCACAGGGCUGCCUCCCCAGCCUGAGGACACGAUGACCCUGCCUGCAAGCAGCAUUCCGCACAUCACUGUGCAGGAGGAAGAUGGGGAAGCUAGGUUAUUGAUCGUCCGCGCACAGGGACUCCUGGGGAGGGUUACGGCAGAAUUUAGAACAGUGUCCCUGACAGCAUUCAGUCCUGAGGACUACCAGAGUGUGGCUGGUACCUUAGAAUUUCAACCAGGAGAAAGAUAUAAAUACAUUUCUGUUAACAUCACUGAUAAUUUUAUACCUGAAUUGGAAAAAUCUUUUAAAGUUGAAUUGCUAAACUUGGAGGGAGGAGUGACUGAACUCUUUAGGGUUGAUGGCAGUGGUAGUGGUGAUGGGGACAUGGACUUCUUCCUUCCAGCUAUUCACAGACGUGCCAGCCUAGGAGUGGCUUCCCAAAUUCUAGUGACAAUUGCGGCUUCUGACCAUGCUCAUGGUAUAUUUGAAUUUAGCCCUGAGUCACUCUUUGUCAAUGGAACGGAGCCAGAAGAUGGGUACAGCACUGUUGUGUUAAAUAUUAUAAGAAGUCAUGGAGCUCUGUCUCACGUGACUUUGCUGUGGAGCAUCGACUCUGAUCCUGAUGGUGAUCUCGCCUUCACCUCUGGCAACGUCACAUUUGAGAUUGGGCAGAAGACUGCCGACAUCACAGUGCAAGUGCUGCCAGAUGAGGACCCAGAACUAGACAAGGCGUUCUCUGUGUCCAUCCUCAGUGUCUCCAGCGGCUCUUUGGGAGCUCGUGCUAAUGCCACUUUAACAGUUUUGGCUAGUGACGAUCCUUAUGGGGUCUUCAUCUUUUCUGAGAAAACGAGACCUAUUGAAGUUGAGGAGGCAAUGCGGAACAUCACAUUAUCAAUAAUACGGUUAAAAGGCCUCAUGGGAAAAGUCAGAGUCACAUAUGCAACACUGGAUGAUUUGGAAAAACUGCCUUAUUUUCCACCUAAUUUAGCCAGAGCAACUCAAGGAAGAGACUAUACACCAGCUUCUGGAUUUGCUUUUUUUAGAGCCAACCAGAGUGAGGCAACAAUAAAUAUUUCAAUUUUGGAUGAUGAUGAACCAGAAAGAUCAGAGUCGGUGUUUAUUGAACUACUCAAUGCUACUUUAGUAGAGAGAGUGCAGAAUCGCCCAAUUCCAAAUUCUCCACGCCUUGGGCCUAAGAUAGAAACGAUUGCUCAUCUAAUUAUCAUCGCCAAUGAUGAUGCAUUUGGAAUUCUUCAGCUCUCAGCACCAGUUGUUCGAGUGGCAGAAAAUCAUGUUGGGCCCAUUAUCAAUGUGACCAGAGCAGGGGGAGCAUUUGCAGAUGUUUCUGUGAAGUUUAAAGCCGUGCCAGUGACUGCAGUAGCUGGUGAAGAUUAUAGUAUAGCUUCAUCGGAUGUGGUCUUGCUAGAAGGGGAGAUCAGUAAAGCUGUGCCAAUAUAUAUCAUUAAUGACAUCUACCCUGAGCUGGAAGAAUCUUUUCUUGUGCAACUGCUGAAUGAAACAACAGGUGGAGCCAAAGUAGGGGUAUUAACAGAGGCGAUUAUUAUUAUUGAGGCCUCUGAUGACCCCUAUGGAUUAUUCGGUUUUCAGAUUACUAAACUUACUGUAGAGGAACCUGAGUUUAACUCAGUGAAGGUAAACCUGCCAAUAAUUCGAAAUUCUGGGACACUCGGCAAUGUUACUGUUCUGUGGGUUGCCACCAUUAAUGGACAGCUUGCUACUGGCGACCUGCGAGUUGUCUCAGGUAAUGUGACCUUUGCCCCUGGGGAAACCAUUCAAACCUUGUUGUUAGAGGUCCUGGCUGACGACGUUCCGGAGAUUGAAGAGGUCAUCCAAGUACUACUAACUGAUGCCUCUGGUGGAGGUACUAUUGGGUUAGAGCGAGUGGCAAAUAUUAUUAUUCCUGCCAAUGAUAAUCCUUAUGGUACAGUAGCCUUUGUUCAGUCAGUGUAUCACGUUCAAGAGCCUCUGGAGCGAAGUUCCUGUGCUAACAUAACUGUCAGACGAAGCGGAGGGCACUUUGGUCGGCUCUUGCUGUUCUACAGCACUACGGAUAUCGAUGCGGUGGCCCUUGCAGUUGAGCAGGGUCAAGAUUUACUGUCCUACUAUGAACUGCCAGUUCGAGGGGUACCUGACCCCCUCUGGAGAACUUGGGUGAAUGUCUCUGCAGUGGGGGAGCCCCAGUAUACCUGUGCCACUUGGUGCCUCAGAGAACAUGCGUGCUCAGCGUUUUCAUUUUUCAGCACGUCUGGGGGCCCCCAGUGUUUUUGGAUGACAUCAUGGAUCAGCCCAGUUGUUAACAACUCAGACUUCUGGACCUACAGGAAAAACAUGACCAGGGUAGCGUCUGUUUUUAGUGGUCUGGCCGUGGCUGGUAGUGACUAUGAGCCUGUGACAAGGCAGUGGGCCACAAUGCUGGAAGGCGAUGAAUUUGCAAACCUCACAGUUUCUAUUCUUCCUGAUGAUUUACCAGAGAUGGAUGAGAGUUUCUUAAUUUCUCUCCUUGAAGUUCACCUCAUGAACAUCACAGCCAGUUCUAAAAACCAACCAACCAUAGGGCAGCCAAACACUUCCACUGUUGUCAUAGGAUUAAAUGGUGACGCCUUCGGAGAGUUUGUGAUCUAUGGUGUUCAUCCCAAUACUUCAGAAGAUGGCUUACAUGUCGAAGUUCAGGAGCAGCCACAAACUUCAGUGGAGCUGGUGAUUCAUAGGACAGGGGGCAGUUUAGGUCAGGUGACAGUCGAAUGGCACGUAGUUGGUGGGACUGCUGUUGAAGGUUUAGAUUUUAUAGGUGCUGGAGACAUUCUGACUUUUGCUGAAGGGGAAACCAAAAGGACAGCCAUUUUAACCAUCCUGGACGAUUCCGAGCCCGAGGACAAUGAAAGCAUCCUAGUCAGUCUGGUGCACACUGAAGGCGGAAGUAGGAUUUUGCCCAGUGCUGACACUGUCCGAGUGGACAUUGUGGCCAAUGACAAUGUGGCAGGAAUUGUCGGCUUUCAGACAGGUUCCAGAUCUGUCAUAGGGCACGAAGGAGAAAUUUUGCAGUUCCAUGUGCUAAGAACACCCCCAGGUCGAGGAAAUGUUACUGUUAACUGGAAAAUUACUGGGCAAAAUCUAGAAGUCAGUUUUGCUAACUUUACUGGACAACUGUUCUUUCCUGAGGGAUCAUUGAAUAGAACAAUAUUUGUGCAUUUGUUGGAUGAUAACAUUCCUGAGGAGAAAGAAGUAUACCAAGUCAUUUUGUAUGAUGUUAAGACACAAGGAGUUCCGCCAGCAGGAAUCGCUUUGCUUGAUGCUCAAGGAUAUGCAGCUGCCCUGACUAUAGAAGCCAGUGAUGAACCACAUGGAGUUUUAAAUUUUGCUCUUUCAUCAAGAUUUGUUUUCCUGCAAGAGUCUAAUGUAACAAUUCAACUUUUCAUCAACAGAGAAUUUGGAUCUCUAGGAGCAGUUAAUGUCACAUAUACCACAGUUCCUGGGAUGUUGAGUCUAAAGAACCAAACAGAAGGAAACCUAGCUGAGCCGGAUGCUGACUUUGUCUCAGUAGUUGGCUUUCUGAUUUUAGAAGAAGGGGAAACAGCAGCAGCCAUCAACAUUACCAUUCUUGAGGAUGAUAUACCAGAACUAGAAGAAUAUUUCCUCGUGAAGUUGACUCAUGUUGAACUCAUGGCUCCUUUACCUUCAUUUCCUCCUAGACUAGAUUCAGAGGGCUUGACAGCACAAAUUGUUAUUGACGCCAAUGAUGGUGCUCAAGGCAUAAUUGAAUGGCAGCACAGCAGGUUUGAAGUAAAUGAAACCCAAGCAACUUUAACAUUAGUAGCCCAGAGGAGCAAAGGAGCUCUUGGCCACGGUUCUUUCUUUGUGUAUGCCCAGAACUUGGAAGCCCAGCUGGGGCUGGAUUACAGCUUCACCCCAAUGGUUCUUUAUUUUGCUGAUGGAGAAAGGUAUCAAAAUGUUGACAUCACAAUUCUUGAUGAUGACAUUCCAGAAGCAGAUGAAACAUUUCAGCUGAUACUAACAAAUCCUUCUCCUGGACUAGAGCUGGGGGAAAGUACAAUAGCCUCAAUUACUGUCCUUGGUAAUGAUGAUGGCCCUGGAGUUCUGUCAUUUAACAACAGUGAGCACUUCCUCCUGACAGAACCCACAGCUCUCUAUGUAGAGGAGAGCGUUGCAGUACUGCACAUUGUUCGGGAACCUGCACAAGGACUGUUUGGAACUGUGACAGUUCAGUUUAUUGUGACAGAAGUAAAUUCUUCUCUGGAGUCUAAAGAUCUGUCUCCUUCCAAAGGCUAUAUUGUUUUAGCAGAAGGUAUUCGCUUCAAGACCCUACACAUAUCUGCCAUAUUGGACACAGAACCAGAAAUGGAUGAGCAUUUUGUUUGCACCUUGUUUAAUCCAACUGGAGGUGCUAGACUAGGGGCACGUGUUCAAACCCUGAUAACAGUUUUGCAAAACCAGGCCCCUCUGGGGCUAUUCAGUAUUUCUACAGUCGCAAAUAGAGCCACCUCUGUAGACAUUGAAGAAGCCAACAGCACUGUUUAUUUAAAGGUGUCACGUACUAAUGGCAUUGAUUUAGCUGUCAGUGUGGAGUGGGAGACAAUAUCUGAAACAGCUUUUGGCAUGAGGGGAGUGGAUGUUGUGUUUUCCAUUUUUCAAAGUUUUUUGGAUGCAUCUCCUUCUGGUUGGUGUUUCUUUACUUUGGAAGAUUCAGUAUAUGGUGUAAUGUUAAGAAAACUGUCUUCUACUCUUUAUCGGUGGCAAGGGAUUUUCAUUCCACUCGAGGAUUUAAAUAUACAGAAUCCUAAAACUUGUGAGGCCUUUAAUAUUGGUCUUUCCCCCUAUUUUGUGAUUACUCAUCAAGGAAGAAAUGAAGAAAAGUCUUCUGUUAACAGUGUGUAUACAUUCACAUCUGGCUUCAAAUUAUUCCUGGUACAAACAAUCAUUAUUUCUGAAAGUUCUCAAGUAAGAUACUUUACUUCAGAAAAUGAACAUUAUUUAAUUGUUGCAAGUCAGAGAGAUGAUUCUGAAUUGACCCAGGUCUUCAGAUGGAGUGGAGGAAGCUUUGUGUUGCACCAGACACUCCCCGUCCGAGGCGUGCUGAGUGCGGCCUUGUUCGCCAGAGGAGGCUCUGUGUUCUUAGCCAUUUCCCAGGUGAAUGCCAGGCCAAAUGCCCUUUUACUCAGGUGGUCUGGCAGUGAAUUUAUUGACUUUCAAGAAGUGCUGAUCAGUGGGACAACGCAAGUCGAGGCCUUGGCUUCAGGCGAUGAUAUUUACUUAAUUUUUGCCAAAACUAUCUUUCUAGGAGAUCAGAAUUCAACUGAUAUAUUCAUCUGGGAGACAGGACAGCCUUCUUUCAGAUAUUUUCAGUCCCUGGGAUUUGCUACCGUUCAUAGAAUCCACUCCUUCACAUCAUCCUCAGGAAUUGUCCACAUACUUCUUCUUGGCCAAGCUGUGUCUGCUCUUUACUGCUGGAAUUCAGAGGUGAAUCGGUUCUCUUUUAUUCUGGAAGCACCUUCUGCUCAUGAUGCAGCUUCUGUUAUAGUAAAGUCCCUUAAUUCAAGCAAGAAUUUAAUUGCUCUGGCGGGAGCCACCUACUCACACAUGUAUGAGCUGACCUAUAUCUCAAGCCAGUCCGACUUUAUUCUUAGUUCAGGUGAACUGCUAUUUGAACCUGGUGACAGAGAAGCUGUAAUAGCAGUAAAUAUCCUUGAUGAUACAGUUCCAGAAGAAGACGAAUCCUUUAGAGUUCAGCUUAAAAAUCCCAAAGGAGGAGCAGAGAUUGGUAUUAAUGGUUAUGUAAAAAUCACCAUUCUGUCUAAUGAUGAUGCCUAUGGAGUUGUUGGAUUUGCUCAGAAUUCAUUAUAUAAGCAAGUGGAAGAAAUGGAGCAAGAUAGCCUUGUAACCUUAAAUGUUGAGCGCUUAAAAGGAACAUGUGGUCGUAUAACCAUAGCAUGGGAAUCUGAUGGAAGUAUUAGUGAUAUAUUUCCUACCUCAGGAGUGAUUUCAUUUUCUGAAGGCCAGGCACUGUCUACAAUCACUCUGACUAUUCUUGCUGAUGAUGUACCCGAGUUAUCAGAGGUUGUGAUCAUAAUGCUCAUCCAUAUUACCACGGAAGGGGUUGAGGACCCCUCAAAAGGUGCCACUAUCGAUCAGCAAAGAGCCAAGUCAGUGGUAACCACUCUGCCCAAUGACUCACCAUAUGGCUUGGUGGGCUGGCAUGCUGAGUCACUCUUCAUUAGAGUGGCAGAGCCUAAAGACAACACCACCAUUCUUCAGUUACCAAUUGUUCGAGAUAAAGGACUACUUGGGGACAUUGCCAUUCACGUGAUAGCUAAGCCCAAUUUCUUACUGCACAUCAGUAAUCAAGCUACUGAGAAUGAAGAUUAUAUACUGCAGGAAACAAUAAUAGCAAUGAAAGAAAGCAUCAAGGAAACUUAUGUCAAAGUUGCCAUUUUGCCGGAUAAUGCUCCCGAGUUGGAGGAAGGAUUUAUUGUCAACAUUACCGACGUGUAUCUGAUGAACUCUGACUUCUCUGUAGGACAGCCAAGUGUGCGGAGGCCUGGGAUGGAAAUAGCUGAGAUAAUGAUUGAAGAAAAUGAUGAUCCCAGAGGAAUUUUUAAGUUUCAUAUUACCAGAGAUGUGGGUGGAGUUAUUACUGCCUAUGAGGUGCCUCCACCCCUGAAUGUUCUUCAAGUUCCUGUAGUCCGGCUGGCUGGAAGCUUUGGGGCAGUACAUGUUUACUGGGAAGCAACAUUGGACAGUGCUGGCUUGGAAGACUUUAAGCCACCUCGUGGUAUUCUUGAAUUUGCAGAUAAACAAGCUACUGCAAUGAUAGAAAUCACCAUAAUUGAUGAUGCUGAAUUUGAAGUCAUGGAAAUGUUCAAUAUCUCCUUAAUCAGGGUGGCUGGAGGGGGCAGGCUUGGUGAUGAUGUUGGAGUAACUGUUGUUAUUCCACAAAAUGAUUCUCCAUUUGGAAUAUUUGGAUUUGAAGAAAAGACUGUAAUGGUUGAUGAAUCCCUUUUGUCUGAUGACCCUGAUUCGUAUGUGACACUGACAGUUGUCCGGUCCCCAGGAGGAAAAGGAGCCAUCGGCCUUCAGUGGAUGAUAGAUGAGACAGCUAAAGGUGACCUCAGUCCUUUGAAUGGGACACUUCAUUUUGAUGAGACUGAGUCCCAGAAGACCAUUUUGUUGCACACACUUCAAGAUUCCGUGUUGGAGGAGGACAGGCAUUUCACCAUUCAGCUGAUACCAGUUGGUGAGGUGGAAAUAUCUCCAUUCAAAGGUAGUGCAUCAAUAGUCAUUCGGGGAGAUAAGGGAGCAUCCGGAGAAGUUGGGAUAGCUCCAUCAUCUAGGCACGUCCUCAUUGGGGAACCGUCAGCAAAAUACAAUGGUACUGCUGUUAUCAGCCUCAUUCGUGGCCCUGCAAUUGGCGGGGAGGUCACAAUGUACUGGAGGAUAUUCCCUCCUUCCAUAGGGGAAUUUGCUGAAACAUCAGGAAAACUGACAAUGCGAGAUGGACAGUCUGCAGCAAUUGUAGUGAUACAGGCUUUGAAUGAUGACAUUCCUGAGGAAAAGAGUUUCUAUGAGUUUCAGCUCACCGGAGUCGGGGAGCGGGGAAUGCUGAGUGAGUCCAGCACCUCUGCCAGUAUCACUGUGGUGGCCAGUGACUUGCCCUAUGGCCGAUUUACCUUCUCACAAGAGCAACUCCGUGUGUCAGAAGCAGCGCAAAGGGUUGUCGUCGCCGUGUUGCGCUCUGGCGGGUCCCUGGGCCCCGUGGGACUGUGGUACGCCAUCGAGAGCGGCGCGGCGGAGGCGGGCGUGGGCUUCGUCCCUGCGGCCGGAGAGCUCCUCUUUGAAGCAGGAGAGACGGCGAAAAGCCUGCCUGUUGAAAUACUCAAAGACGGCCCUGAGGAAUUUUCUCUAGUAAUUACAAAGGUGGAGCUCCUGGGAAGAGGGUAUGAUUUUACCAUCCAAGAAAAUGGACUUCAGGUAGAUCAACCUCCUGAAAUAGGAAACAUCUCCAUUGUCCGAAUCAUAAUAAUGAAAAAUGAUAAUGCAGAGGGCGUCAUUGAAUUUGACCCAAGGUAUACUGACUAUGAAGUGGAGGAAGAUGUCGGAAUAAUCGUGAUUCCAGUGCUGAGGCUGCGGGGAGCAGACGGCCGUGUUACAGCCGAUUUCCUCUCUCAGAGCUCCUCUGCAGUUCCUGGUGUAGAUUAUGUGCUGCAUGGUAGUUCAGUCAUUUUCCAGCAUGGGCAGAACUUAAGUUUUAUAAAUGUCUCCAUCAUUGAUAACAGUGAAAGUGAAUACGCAGAGUCCAUUGAAAUUCUGCUUGUUGGCGCUACUGGUGGAGCGGUCCUUGGGCGCCACCUAGUGUGCAGAAUCACGAUUGCCAAAAGCGACUCUCCCUUUGGAGUUAUAAGAUUUCUCAAUCAAAGCAAAAUUUCUGUUCCUAAUCCCAAUUCCACAAUGAAUUUAUCCUUCAUGUUAGAGCGGACUGGAGGACGCUUGGGAGAUAUUCAGGUGGACUGGGAGAUAGUAGGACCCAAUUCUCAGGAAACCUUACUGCCACAGAACGGAGACAUUGCAGCCCCAGUGAGCGGGUCCUUCUAUUUUAGAGAGGGAGAAAGUGGAGUGAGAACCAUAGUUCUGACAGUCUGUCCUCAUGAAGACACUGAAGUUGAAGAGACUUUCAUCAUUAAACUUAAGCUUGUGAGGGGAGAAGCUAAAUUAGACUCCAGAGCUAAAGAUGUUACAUUAAUAAUACAGAAGUUUGGUGACCCAAAUGGCGUUGUUCAGUUUGCUCCUGAGUCUUUAUCUGAGAAGACCUAUUCUGAGCCGCCGGCUCUGGAGGGGCCCCUGAUCAUUCCCUUCUUUGUCAAAAGAGUCAGAGGCAUUUUUGGAGAGAUUACGGUUUACUGGGAAAUAAGUAGUGAGUUUGAUAUUACUGGAGACUUUCUUUCUACAAAAGGAUUUUUCACCAUUGCUGAUGGAAAGAGUGAAGUGAGCUUUGAUGUUCAUUUGCUACCAGAUGAUGUACCUGAGAUAGAGGAAGAUUAUGUGAUUCAGCUUGUUUCUGUAGAGGGAGGAGCAGAACUGUAUCCAGAAAAAUGCAUCACACGCUUCUCUGUUUCUGCGAAUGAUGACCCACAUGGAGUGUUUGCAGUGUAUUCAGAUCAUCAAUCAGUACUUGUAGAGCAGAACCUUAGUAGAUUCAUCCAAAUUAAUGUAACUCGGCUCGCUGGAACAUUUGGAGAUGUGGCCGUUGGAUUUCGCCUAUCAUCCGAUCAAAGGGAUCAGCCGACUGUUACUGAAAAUGCAGAGAGGCAGCUGGUAGUCACAGAUGGUGCCAAAUACAAAGUGGAUGUGGUGCCAGUAAAGAAUCAGGUCUUCCUGUCAUUGGGCUCUAAUUUCACCUUGCAGCUGGUAGCUGUGAAGCUUGUUGGUGGACGUCUCUAUGGCAUGCCAAAAAUUCUCCAGGAAGCAAAAUCCGCUCCCCUUCCUGUCCCUGAGAAUGCGGCCAAUUCCCAGGUUGGAUUUGAAUCUCCUGCCUUUCCACUCACGGACAUUGCUGCUGGAACAAGCCACGUUGUGAUUUCUAGGAAGGGCACGUAUGGCUCACUCCUGGUUGCCUGGGCGGCUGGAUACGCUCCUGGGUUAGGAAUCCCUGAGUUCAGUGUUGUUGGCAACCUGACUCCAGAACUAGGGAGCCUUUCCUUUUCCCACAGAGAGCAGAGCAAAGGAGUCUUGCUGCGGAUGUCUCCCAGCCCUGGUCGGCCGGAGGCUUUUGUUAUCCACCUCUCAGGAGUGCAGAGCAGUGCCCCCGGUGGGGCUCAGCUUCGGCCAGGUUUUACCAUUGCUGAAAUUGAACCAAUGGGAGUCUUUCAGUUUUCUCCUGGUUCAAGAAUGAUCAUAGUGUCAGAGGAUACACAGAUGAUCAGAUUACAUGUACAAAGGCUGUUUGGGUUCCACGGCGAUCUUGCUGCAGUUUCCUAUCAGACCACCGCAGGAAGUGCCCAGCCACUGGAGGACUUUGAGCCUGUUCAGAAUGGGGAACUGCUUUUUCAAAAAUUCCAAGCUGAGGUUGACUUUGAAAUAAUCAUUACUAAUGACAAGCGUCCUGAAACAGAAGAAAUUUUUUACAUUAAUCUAACUUCAGUAGAAAUGAAAGGAUUUCAGAAGUUUGAUGCUGAUUGGAGUCCACGCCUGAAUCUAGAUUUCAGUGUGGCAGUGAUCCGAAUAUUGGAUGAUGACAACCUGGCAGGAACGGUUGCUUCUUUCCCCCACACAACUGUGGCUCUAGCAGCUGACACAGCUCUCAUGCCUGUGGAAACUGACUCCUCCACCAUGUAUCCUGACAGAACUGAGGUAACUGCUGUUACACAGCCAACCGGAAUGGUCAUGAGUGUUGCUGAGGGAGCUGGUUUAUCUACCGUCCCUGAGAAACUUGUCACCCUUCCUGGUAUACCUGUCACGUCUGAGAAGCCUGAUGUGGCCACUGUACCUGCAAACGUCCCCAUUCAUGGAACAUUUAGUCUUGGGCCACCUGUUGUUUAUGUUGACGAGGAGAUGAGGAAUGGCACGCCUAGCACUGUGGAAGUUCUCAUCCGAAGAACUGAUGGGUCUGCCGGUAAUGUCAGUGUAACAGUUAAAACGUUUGGUGAAAAAUCUGCUCAGAAGGAACCAGGUGCAUUGCCCUUUCAUGAUAUCUGUGGAAUUUCCAACCUAACGUGGGCAAUUGAAGAAGACGACUUUAAAGAGCAGACUCUUAUCCUUACAUUCUUGGAUGGGGAAAGAGAACGUAAAGUACUCAUUCAGAUUUUGGAUGAUGAUGAGCCUGAGGGACAGGAGUUCUUCUGUGUGUUUCUCACAGAGCCGCAAGGGGGAGCCCAGAUUGUGAAGGGAAAGGACGACACUGGGUUUGCAGCUUUUGCCGUGAUCAUUAUUACAGGGAGUGAUCUUCAGAAUGGCAUCAUAGGGUUCCGUGAGGAGUCCCAGCAUGGGCUGGAGCUGGCUGAAGGAGCGGAUACGAGCAGAUGGCAUUUAACUGUCACAAGGCAGCGAAACAGGGCAUUCGAAGAUGUCCAGAUUUUCUGGCGAGUCACAUUUAACAAAACAGCUACAGAGCUUGAGAAGAAUGGUGUGAGUCUGAUGGAUCAACUUCUCUCUGUGUCGGGAAGCACAACCUGUGCAGUGGGUCAGACAGAGUGCUUUAUCACCAUUGAGCUCAAACCAGGGAAGAUUGCAUCUCAAGUUAAAAUACAUUUUUAUGUUGAACUGUAUGAAGUAACUGCCGGAGCAGCAAUAAACAAUAGUGCCCGAUUCGCACAGAUCACAUUCUUACACAGUGAUGAACCUCAAAGCCUCGUGUAUUUUUCUGUGGGUUCUCGGCUGCCAGUGGCUCAUAAGAAAGCCACUUUAGUCACUCUGCAGGUGGCCCGGGAUUCUGCAGUAGGACAAAUGAUAUCUGUUAACUUCAGUACCCAGGAGUUGAGGAGUGCCGAAAGAAUUGGUCGUACUGUCGUAUCUCCAGCUCUUUCUGGGAAGGAUUUUGUGAGAACUGAAGGUACAUUGGUCUUUGAACCUGGCCAGAGAAACACCUUAUUGGAUGUUAUCCUAACGCCAGAGGCAGGAUCUUUAAGUCCAUUUCCUAAACGCUUCCAGAUUAUGCUUUUUGACCCAAAAGGUGGUGCCAUGAUUGAUAAAGUGUAUGGGACUGCCAACGUCACUCUCGUCUCCGACGCAGAUUCGCAGGCCUUUUGGGGGCUUGCGGAUCAGCUGCAGCAGCCCCUGGAUGGGGACAUUCUCAACAGAGUGCUCCACACCAUCAGCACGAAAGUGGCCGUGGAGAACACGGAGGAACAGCUUGGUGCUGUGAUGCACUUAAUAGACAAGAUAACUGUUGAAGGAAAAAAACAAGCAUUCAGCAUUGAAAGCCGAAAUCUUUUGUAUGAAAUUCUUUGUGCUCUUGUUAACCCAAAGCGCAAGGACACGAGGGGAUUCAGUCACUUUACCGAAGUGACUGAGAAUUUUGCCUUUUCUCUGCUGACUGACAUUACCUGUGGCUCUCCUGGUGAAAAAAGCAAGACCAUCCUUGACAGUUGCCCGUAUUUGUCCAUUCUGGCUCUUCGCUGGUAUCCGCAGCAAAUCAAUGGCCACAAGUUUGAAGGUAAAGAAGGCGAUUAUAUUCGAAUUCCAGAGAGGUUAUUGGAUGUUCCAGAUGCAGAAAUAACAGCUGAGAAAAGUGCAUGUGAAUUAGUCCAGUUCACAGAGUAUAGCAGCCAGCAGUGGUUUUUAACCGGAAACAGUCUUCAUGCCCUGAAAAAUAAGGUAUUAUCUUUCAGUGUGGAGGGUCAGAGUUCACCAUCCCUGACUGACAACAAUGAGGUUCUGUACAGGAUUUAUGCUGCCAAGCCUAGAAUUGUUCCCCAGACGUCUUUGUGUCUCCUUUGGAAUCAGGCUGCUGCAAGCUGGUUGUCUGACAGUCAGUUUUGCAAAGUGGUUGUGGACACUUCAGACUACGUGGAAUGUACCUGUUCAUACAUGUCCGUGUAUGCUGUCUAUGCCCAGACUGACAACUUGUCUUCAUACAAUGAAGCCUUUUUCUCUUCUGGAUUUAUAUGUAUCUCAGGUUUUUGCCUGGCUGUUCUUUCCCAUAUCUUCUGUGCCAGAUAUGCCAUGUUUGCAGCUAAACUUCUGACUCACAUGAUGGCAGCCAGCUUAGGUACACAGAUUAUGUUUCUGGCAUCUGCAUAUGCAAGUCCCCAACUCAGAGCUGAGAGCUGUUCGGCCAUGGCUGCUGUCACACAUUACCUGUAUCUUUGCCAGUUUAGCUGGAUGCUCAUUCAGUCUGUGAAUUUCUGGUACGUACUGGUGAUGAAUGAUGAACACACAGAAAGGCGAUAUUUGCUGUUCUUCCUUCUGAGUUGGGGACUUCCAGCUUUUGUGGUGAUUCUCCUCAUAGUUAUUUUGAGAGGAAUCUAUCAUCAGAGCAUGCCACAGAUCUAUGGCCUCAUCCACGGUGACCUGUGUUUCAUUCCAAACAUCUACGCAGCCCUAUUUACUGCAGCCCUUGUUCCUUUAAUGUGCCUUGUGGUGGUGUUUGUGGUGUUCAUCCACGCCUACCAGGUGAAGCCACAGUGGAAGGCAUACGAUGACGUCUUCAGAGGAAGAACAAAUGCUACAGAAGUUCCACUGGUUUUAUAUCUGUUUGCCCUGAUUUCUAUGACAUGGCUUUGGGGAGGCCUGCACAUGGCUUACAGACACUUCUGGAUGUUGGUCCUUUUUGUCAUUUUCAACAGUCUGCAGGGACUUUAUGUUUUUGUGGUUUAUUUCAUUCUACACAACCAGACAUGUUGCCCUAUGAAGGCCAGCUACACAGUGGAAAUGAAUGGGCACCCAGGACCCAGCGAGGCCUUCUUUACACCGGGGAGUGGAAUGCCUCCUGCUGGAGGGGAAAUCAACAAGUCCACCCAGAAUCUUAUCAGUGCUGUGGAGGAGGUGCCGCCUGACUGGGAGAGAGCAUCCUUCCAACAAGCCAGACAGGCCAGCUCUGACUUAAAGCCAAGUCCACAGAAUGGUGCCACUUUCCCUUCCUCUGGAGGAUAUGGCCAUGGGUCACUAAUAGCUGAUGAAGAGUCCCAGGAGUUUGAUGACUUGAUAUUUGCAUUAAAAACUGGUGCUGGUCUCAGUGUCAGUGACAAUGAAUCUGGUCAAGGCAGCCAGGAGGGCGGUACCUUGACUGACUCCCAGAUCGUAGAACUCCGGAGGAUACCCAUCGCCGACACCCACCUCUAGCCCCUCAGUAACCAUCAGAAUGAGGAUACUUUCGUAUUUGUAUUGGCUUUGUGCUAACAUUUCAUAAGUAGAUACAGCCACAUAACAGAAAUACAUGGAUUGUACUGGAUGAUUAACCCAGAAGUGACUGUUGUUUUUGGAAUAUUAAAUUACUUACAUUUUUGUGAAACCCAACAGCUUACUGCUAUAAUGAAAGACUGGAUUGAUUUCUGUCAGUUAAUAGUUAAUAAUGCACAUAUUCCAUAGUUGUUUUUUAGUCAUCCUACAUGGCUAACAUUGUUUAAUAAAAGUAAUAACAAUCAAUAAAAACCAUAGAAUCCU
Molecule: messenger RNA, 19212 nt
Organism: Manis javanica (Malayan pangolin)
Lineage: Eukaryota; Metazoa; Chordata; Mammalia; Pholidota; Manidae
Gene: ADGRV1
Product: adhesion G protein-coupled receptor V1
Biological process (GO): visual perception; G protein-coupled receptor signaling pathway; sensory perception of sound
Cellular component (GO): membrane; stereocilium; cytoplasm
Molecular function (GO): adenylate cyclase inhibitor activity; G-protein alpha-subunit binding; G protein-coupled receptor activity
Source: RefSeq, a predicted model, not a curated record